Onthophagus taurus is the source of this 2207-nucleotide messenger RNA. RefSeq names its product Zinc transporter 77C (gene ZnT77C). The record is from RefSeq and is a predicted model, not a curated record. Gene Ontology annotation, cellular component: membrane. Gene Ontology annotation, biological process: intracellular zinc ion homeostasis; detoxification of zinc ion; zinc ion transmembrane transport. NCBI's taxonomy places the organism in Eukaryota, Metazoa, Arthropoda, Insecta, Coleoptera, Scarabaeidae. Gene Ontology annotation, molecular function: zinc ion transmembrane transporter activity.
UAACACUGUAACACUUACUUAAUAAAGAACAUAAUCGACUAAGAACUAAGAAUAUAAAUUCUAGGUUCUGGGAAAACUUUAUUUUGAGCUGAGUUUUUUGGGUGCAUUCCAAACGGUGAAAAAAUUAUUGUUGCUCACAUAAACAAUAUUAAAUUAAAUUAAAACUGACAUUUAAUGAAUUUUAUUCCUCAAUUACAAAGAAUAAAGUAAGAAAAACAAAUACAAAGAAUUCUUAUUUGAAAUUCUACGUAUAAAGUCACUGUACCGUUUCAUUUUCUUCUAAAAGUAAACAGCCUCUUCCACUUUAAUAGACAGACACUGAGUGAGUUCUUUCGCGAGUGGGACUCGGAUUGCUUUAAAGUCAAGCUGAGCAUCACUUUUCACUCUUCACCUCUUCCUUCGAGACAAGUUUUGGAUUUACCCACGUUUUAGAGAGUUGUUUUGAUCUCAAAUAGCUUGGUUUACACGUGCUUCUUAUCAAUAAAUAAAUGGAAUAACAAUUAAAGAAAAUCAAUAAUGCCAGUGAAGCAAUGGUUCAGAAAAUUCCAACCAGCUCAACUUUACAUCGUUUUAACGAUGACCGUUGUUUUCUUCGUCACGGAAUUGGUCAUAAGUCAUGUUACUCAUUCCUUAACACUGCUGAUGGAUUCUUAUCAAACUUUAUGUAAUAUUUUCGCAUUAACUGGAUGCGUUAUGACGAUAAAGCAUGGAAAAGAUUUUGACAAAAAAGAUAAAAAUACAACUCCCGAAGACGUCAAAGAAAACAUUAAACACGCUAGUUCUGAAUGUGUUGGUGCCGUUAGAACAAAAUCGGAUGCUAAUAAAUCCAUAACCGCAGCUUAUCAAGAAAAGAAAUUAAAAAAUACAUUCGGCUGGGCUCGAAUUGAUGUUUUAACUUUAGUUAUUUGUUGUAUUUUUUUGGCUUCCUUAAUUUUUUCGCUUUUGGUCGAAGCCAUACAAACUUUGGUCCAUAUUGACCAUACUGACGAAAUGCAUCAACCGAUCAUGGUCGGAUCUGUUGGUGUAACUGGAUUAAUUUUAAACGCAAUCUGUUAUUUUUUAAUCGGAGGAUAUACAUUUCAUCAAGGUAGCUUCCUUUACGUAACCGAAAGCGGCGAUGUUGUCUUAGACAAAGUUGUUACUGGAGAUUCAAUAAAACAAGGAGGAAGAAGAUUAUCAAGAACAAGAACUGUACCUCCACCACAAAGACGAGAAAGACAAAGUUGUAGAGAGAUUUUACGUGAUAUAACGUGUUCUAUCAUAGUGAUAUUAUGCUCAAUAAUAAUCUAUUUCACCGAAGCUCAUAUUGCAAAGUUCAUAGAUCCCAUAUUAGCCGUAGUUUCAUCAAUAAUCGUUCUAGUCCUAAGCUUUCCUUACAUGAAAGAAAGUUGUUUAAUUCUUCUACAAACAAUUCCAGCAAGUAUAGAUAUAGACGCACUCAAAAAAACUUUACUCGCUCAUUUUCCCGAUAUAAUCAACGUCCAUGAUUUCCACGUUUGGCAAUUAACGGCAAACAAAGUGAUUUCAACCGUCCAUAUCAUUUUUCAGAAUCCGAAAGUUUACGAAACUAUCAAAAACGAUAUAAAUCGAUUUUUCGAAGAACAAGGAAUCACUCAAGUUACCAUUCAACCGGAAUUUUUCCCAAAAUCAAAAAGUACCGAAUCGAUUGUAUCCCAAAAGGAUUCGUGUCUGGUUAAAUGCCAAGAAGAAGCUUGUAAAACUAAUCAUUGUUGUCCCGAAUUGCAAGAUGAAGAUACUGUAUUUAUUACUUCAUCAUCACAAAAUAUCGCCCAAGAAUCUUCAACGAUUGUAUUAACCUCGGUGAAAGUUGAAUCGAACGAAUUCAAUAAAAAACCCGGUGGGGAGAAAAUUGAAAAAAUCGAAAAGAUUUCCGCUAAAAUUGAAAAAAUGAUCGACGAGGACAAACCGAAUUGCUCGACGAAUUUGGAAGGUCCCGAAAAAGUUGUUAGUCAAUCAAUAGAAGAAAACGUCCUUAUUGUUAAACAAUAAUUUUAAAUUGAAAAUAGUAUUUUGUAAAUUGAAUGCCAAAUAUUUAAGAUUUAAGGAGAAAAUAAUUUUUAUAACUAAGAUGUUCCUGUAUAAAUUUCGUAAGCACUUUAAAAACUUGUAAAUUAUAUAAGUAGGAUGAUUUUUAUAAAUGUGCCUGUGAUGGUUUUAUAAGUAAUAAUAAAAUAUUUUUUAACAAU